ACUGGGUUGUUUGAGAUCUUCUGACGACUCCGUGGAUUCCUCUUUCUCUGUAGAAAAUGACACUUUUGCCCCCUUCAACCUCGUCUUCAACAACGUCUUGUGGCUACUGAGAAGUGCCAUGAGCUCAUCGGCUUCGUCAAUAAGACACGGCAAUUCAUCCAGCAAGACCGACACCAUCUUCGUUAGCGAUAGUGGUGUAAAGAAGAACCGACGUUGGUAACAAACCGUUGAGUAUUUUUAUCGAGUAGACAUUUAUCAAAUUGUGCUGUUGGUGCCAUACAUGUACGAAAUCUGUGACGAUGGCAAACCAGCUCGAGUGUGAAGAUCCCGAUCAGGAGAGUAUAAAUCUUCGAGGUCGUGGACUCUCUGUGGCUCCACUGAGUCUCUUUUCAGUGGGAAAUGUUCGACGAGUAGAUUUGUCGUCGAAUGAGUUGACACGGUUCCCUGGAGCUAGAGUGAGUCAAGAGAUGCCAUGUUUAGAAGUGCUAGUGCUGAACAACAACCUUCUUCACGUGCUCGAAGAUAUUCUAGCGCUGGCUUCUGCACCUCGAUUAUGUGAGCUGGAUCUUCGCGACAACCCACUUCGAUUGAGUCACAACCGAUUGUAUUUGCUGGAGAGUUUCCUCUUCCAUGGUGCAGAUCUCGACAAAGAAAUUCUACGCGAACUGCAUGGAGAUGAAGCUUUGAAGAACUUUACGAGUGCUUCUCAUCCUUUCAAGAGGAUCAUGUAUAGACUGCGACUUCCCCGUCGACGAGGAUUCCCAAUGCUGCAAUUGCUGAAUCGCGACUGGAUUACGGACUUGGAGUCCCACGAGGUAGAACUUGAACGAGGCAAAGCUCUGGAGUACUUUGGGCCCCUGAAUCAUUGUGGCGAGAAAAUCAAAGACAGUGCUCACCCUCAAAAACACAAGAAAAGUAGCGUUGACAAAGUUAAAGGGAACGAGAGGAGAUUCGACGGAAGCAGAAUGACUGUCAAGCAAAUGCUUCGGAAUGAAGCAAGGAUCACUGCUAUUCCGCUCCCUCAAGUUCUCAAGCGGUACCAAAUUGACACUGAGAGUUGUGAGGAGGUUCGUGAUGAACCAAACACUAAUAAUUCGGACUCGUCACCACGGAUAUCGUCAAAUUUACCGGAAAAGCAUCUAAACGAUGAGCAUCAAGGUGGCAGUGAUGAAGACGAAGAUGAGCACAAGCUUCUCCAGCGAUUAUUUCGCCCAUUAUCACCAUUAUUCGUGGCAUCAGAAACUUUGGGAGACCACGCAAAAAGUCCUCCAGAAUCUAGCGAGAUAGAGCCUUGGAACUACCCCAUCAGCACUUUCGACGAUCUACCGAGUGACGAACGACAUUACGUUCGAUACAAAAGCAAACACGUUGGUGGCACUCUCGAGCGUGAUGACCAUUUCUUUGAGUCGACGACAUUCCUCGACUGCGUGGCGCAGUGUGAACGCUCUCGUCGCCUGACAAUUCGAGCAGUAGAUUUACUAACACAGCCUAUAACAGGAACGAUGGAGAUCCCAAGCAACCUGAAAAAGCCCAAAUCAACAGCUAGUCUCCCGAUCUCAGAGGCGGCUGCAUCUUUGACUGGCAACCUCACGGUCAACUACAGCAAACGCCAAGCUCUCGAGAGUUACGAGCGUGUAAAAGAUUUCCAGCGGAAGCAAGUGACUGUAGGUGAACAUCAUAUUGAAGCAGAGGUCGGUGACUAUUUAUUGGCAGAGCAAGUUGCGCUAAGGCAAAAGACAAACCAGUUGUUGAGUAGUCAAGCAACAAACGAGAAUCGGUGGCACGAAAAUGCUCACAGCAUUGAGGCUAGCUUGGAGGAAUCGCUCAGCAAGGUGAAGCUUCGCAACGCAGUGGACUUAGCCAAUACGUUAGGCGGAUCCAAAGAGCAGAAGAGGCUGUUCCAGGCUCUGAUCGACGCAGACGCCAAGGUGAUUGAGGAGGAACGCGUCACGGAAGAGCACAAAGCUCAUCGUCAGCGGCUUCGACGCAUCAAAUCUCGUCAAAUAGUGAACCCUCAGACCAGACGAGAUGUCGAACUCGCGAAGAAACUCGCCAGUCUGCACGCUGAAUCACCAUGGCAAACGCGCAAUUGGAAGUCGAAAAUGAAGCUUCUUGAACGCAAAAGGGAAGCAAAUGACCACAUCGAACCUUCUGUUCCGUCAGUUCGGCGGGGUAAAAGGAUACAACCGAGUCGAACUCAAGCGAAUACCAAGCUAGCAUCUGUAUCAGUCACAGUGACGCCAAGUAGCAACUCGUCAAAGGAUGUUGUCGCUCCACAGGCUGCGAAGUUCCGCACCAUUGAGACUGUAGAUAAAGCAGCUCUAGACCCGUUAGUGGAAGUGAAUUCUCAUGACCUGCUCGUGCACUGCUCGGAGAUCCGUCAGAAUAAGGACAAACACGUGAAAGCGUUGGCAACAUAUCGCGACCAUUUCCUAGAUGAAGAAGCAGACUGGGAGCACAUGCGUCAGGAUCCGAUCAAUGUCGUCCGCCGACAUCUACGACGCAAACUGUACCAGGACGUUCAACAAAUCCAGAUCGGGACUUUGGAGUACGUCUACUCGCCAGUUUUCAAGUAA
Phytophthora nicotianae INRA-310 is the source of this 2576-nucleotide messenger RNA. RefSeq lists its product as hypothetical. Bases 300 to 2576 code for a protein of 758 amino acids. The transcript is spliced from 5 exons. Lineage: Eukaryota; Oomycota; Peronosporomycetes; Peronosporales; Peronosporaceae. The record is from RefSeq and is a predicted model, not a curated record. Gene Ontology annotation, biological process: mRNA splicing, via spliceosome. Gene Ontology annotation, molecular function: U2 snRNA binding.